Molecule: messenger RNA, 4523 nt
Organism: Rhinichthys klamathensis goyatoka
Lineage: Eukaryota; Metazoa; Chordata; Actinopteri; Cypriniformes; Leuciscidae
Gene: srrm1
Product: serine/arginine repetitive matrix 1
Exons: 22
Coding region: 118-3840 (1240 amino acids)
Biological process (GO): regulation of mRNA splicing, via spliceosome; mRNA processing
Cellular component (GO): spliceosomal complex
Molecular function (GO): RNA binding
Source: RefSeq, a predicted model, not a curated record
AGCUUUCGGACGCAGCCAGAUUUCAGGCACAUGAUCACCAAUCUUCCGGAAGUGACGUAAAAGCCGCCGCGCCGAAGUGGAUUUUGGGACAUCGUGCCAUAUUGACACACGACAGAAAUGGACGCGGGGUUUUUCCGCGGCACCAGUGCGGAGCAGGAUAACCGCUUCAGCAACAAACAUAAGAAGCUGUUGAAGCAGCUGAAGUUUGCAGAAUGUCUGGAGAAGAAGGUGGAUAUGACCAAGGUCAACCUGGAAGUCAUCAAGCCCUGGAUCACCCAACGCGUGACUGAGAUCCUUGGCUUUGAGGAUGACGUUGUCAUCGAAUUUGUCUUCAACCAGCUGGAGGAAAAGAACCCGGAUGGGAAGAUGAUGCAGAUUAAUUUGACAGGGUUUUUGAACGGGAAGAACGCUCGAGAAUUCAUGAAGGACCUCUGGCCGCUGUUGCUAAGUGCCCAGGAGAACAUCGCAGGUAUCCCGUCUGCUUUCCUGGAGCAAAAGAAAGAGGAGAUCAAGCAGAGACAGAUUGAACAGGAGAAACUUGCCUCUCUGAAAAAAAUAGAUGACGAUAAAAGGGAGAAGGAGAUCAAAGAGCGAGCUCAGUCAAAAAGCCCUAAACGGAGGAAGUCUCGCUCCCCUGUGAAGCGUGACCGUAAAUCCAGUCCCUCUCGCUCUCCUCGCCGAAGACCGAGCCCGGCUGCCUUGCCUCCUUCUAGUCCGCCCAGUAAUAAAGAAGAACCAAAGCAAGAACCGGACCAAUCAGAGAGCUCCAAACCAGAGCCUCUCAUUGAGGAGGCUUCCUCUACAAGUGAUCUGGUGGUUGAGAUGAAGCCGGACUCCGUGUCUGAGGCUGUGAAAGAGCCCUCUCCAGACAAAACGUCAAAAUCAGAAGACAGGCCCAAACCCAGAGACAGGGACAGAGAUAAGGAUGGACGGAGAGAUCGCCCGCGCCACCGCUCUCGCUCUCGAUCACCUCGAUCUCGCAAACGACCUCGGUCCCGCUCUAGGUCGUUCUCUCCUCGCCGCAGAAGUCCCAGGAGGCGAAUCUCUCCGAGACGUAGGAGCCCCCCUAGACGGCGACCUCCCUCUAGACACAGACGUAGCCGUUCACCUGUCCGCAGGCGGCGCUCUCGCUCCCGGUCCUCCACAGGCAGCUCCUCCUCUCGGUCACCCCAUAAGAGAGCAGGGAAGCGUAGGUCAGCUACACCGCCCAGAAAACUUCCACGCCGCUUAGACCCCGUCAGCCCCUCCAGAAGACGAGGCCGCAGUCCUUCAGGACCAGACACCAGCCCUUCAGCUGUGAAGCACAGGCCUGGUGGAAGAAAUGACACUCCUUCUCCAAAACCCAGACGGUCUGAUGCAUCAGAGUCUGAAGAGGAGAAGGUGGGCAAAGGGUCAACAGCAGAUUCUGUCCAGCAGCGUCGUCAGUAUCGGAGACAGAAUCAGCAGUCCUCUUCAGACACUGGUUCAUCCUCUUCCUCUGAAGAUGAAGGUCCAAGGAGGCAAAAUAGAGGGGCAGGUGCCAGGAAUGGAGAAAUCAGAAGGCGGCGGAGCCAUUCACCUGCAUCACCACGGAGGCGACACAGAGAUGUAUCCCCAAGAAAGAGACGUUCUCCAUCACCUGCUGGCCGUAGACAUCGUUCACCGUCUCCUGUUCGCCGCCGCAGGUCACCCUCUCCUCCCCCAAGGCGCAGAUCUCCAUCUCCACCUCAUCGGCGUUUCACUCCUCCCAUCCAGCGCAGAUACAGUCCCUCCCCUCCCCCAGCUCAAAAAAGACGCUCAUCAGGGUCUCCUCCCAAGCGUAGAAGGUCUCCAUCCCCUGUAUCCAAGAAUAGAGGGUCUCCUUCACCUGUGUCCAAGAGGAGAGGAUCUCUUUCACCCGUUUCAAAACGCAGAGGUUCUCCUUCACCCUUGUCCAAGAGGAGAGGGUCUCCUUCACCCGUUUCAAAACGCAGAGGUUCUCCUUCACCCAUGUCCAAACGCAGAGGGUCUCCAUCACCUGUGUCCAAGCAUAGAGGGUCUCCUUCACCUAUGUCCAAACGCAGAGCGUCUCCCUCGCCAGUGGCCAAGCGCAGGGCAUCUCCUUCGCCAGUGACCAAGCGCAGGGCAUCUCUCUCACCAGUGGCGAAGCGUAGAGGAUCGCCCUCCCCUUUGGCCAAACGUCGCUCCUCUCGAUCCCCCAAACGGAACCGUGGCACUGUGAAGCACAGGCCUGGUGGAAGAAAUGACACUCCUUCUCCAAAACCCAGACGGUCUGAUGCAUCAGAGUCUGAAGAGGAGAAGGUGGGCAAAGGGUCAACAGCAGAUUCUGUCCAGCAGCGUCGUCAGUAUCGGAGACAGAAUCAGCAGUCCUCUUCAGACACUGGUUCAUCCUCUUCCUCUGAAGAUGAAGGUCCAAGGAGGCAAAAUAGAGGGGCAGGUGCCAGGAAUGGAGAAAUCAGAAGGCGGCGGAGCCAUUCACCUGCAUCACCACGGAGGCGACACAGAGAUGUAUCCCCAAGAAAGAGACGUUCUCCAUCACCUGCUGGCCGUAGACAUCGUUCACCGUCUCCUGUUCGCCGCCGCAGGUCACCCUCUCCUCCCCCAAGGCGCAGAUCUCCAUCUCCACCUCAUCGGCGUUUCACUCCUCCCAUCCAGCGCAGAUACAGUCCCUCCCCUCCCCCAGCUCAAAAAAGACGCUCAUCAGGGUCUCCUCCCAAGCGUAGAAGGUCUCCAUCCCCUGUAUCCAAGAAUAGAGGGUCUCCUUCACCUGUGUCCAAGAGGAGAGGAUCUCUUUCACCCGUUUCAAAACGCAGAGGUUCUCCUUCACCCUUGUCCAAGAGGAGAGGGUCUCCUUCACCCGUUUCAAAACGCAGAGGUUCUCCUUCACCCAUGUCCAAACGCAGAGGGUCUCCAUCACCUGUGUCCAAGCAUAGAGGGUCUCCUUCACCUAUGUCCAAACGCAGAGUGUCUCCCUCGCCAGUGGCCAAGCGCAGGGCAUCUCCUUCGCCAGUGACCAAGCGCAGGGCAUCUCUCUCACCAGUGGCGAAGCGUAGAGGAUCGCCCUCCCCUUUGGCCAAACGUCGCUCCUCUCGAUCCCCCAAACGGAACCGUGGCAGUAGUCCAGGAAAAAGACGUACUCCGCCCACUUCUGCUUCGCCUCCACCCCGCCACCGUAGAAGCUCUCCAAAUCCCUCUGCAGCCCAACGGGGCAGAGAUGCCCGCUCCUCUCCCCCUGCCCAUGCUACUCGAGUGUCUUCCAGUCCUCCGGCUCGAUACGGACCCUCGAGUUUAUCCCCGCAGAGACAAAGACGUCAGACGUCCCCGUCUCACAGCACCAGACCCAUUCGCAGGGUUUCCCGCACACCAGAACCACGCAAAUCUCAGAGAGGUUCUCAGAGCCCCCAGCCUGUAAGGAGACAGGUUUCACAUUCACCAUCUGCUUCUCCUCCUCCUCCUCCUCCUCCCACGGCUCACAAGCGACCUGCUUCAGUCUCACCCUCUCGCUCUGCGAGCCGUUCUCCACCUCCACCUGCCAAAAAGAACAGCAGUGUCUCCCCGAGCCCAUCACCUAACAAGAACUCAGAUGUAGAAGGUGGUAAGAAGAAGAAAAAGAAGAAAGAGAAGAAACACAAGAAAGAGAAAAAACACAAGAAGCAUAAGAAACAGAAGAAGGAGAAGAGUGGAGAAGAAAAGAGCGGAGGGGUGGCAGGAGCACACGGACAGGAAGCAGAGCCAGACUCUGACCAGAAAAAGGAAUCAGAGAGUGAAGUAGAAGACAGUUUGGAUGAUCUGGAGAAGCACCUACGUGAGAAAGCUCUCCGCUCAAUGAGGAAGGCCCAGAUGUCUCCAUCUCAGUCCUGAGGGAAUAUCUACCACACCCUACAUUUCCCUCUUUUUCUUCCACUCUCUGCAUUUUAAAUGUUUGAUGUUGGUUCAGCUUUAGAAUGUACAAAUUGUUAAAAUUCACCCUAGACUUUUGUUUGUUUGGAUUUUUUUGGGAAUGUUUAUUGCUGAGGAGUUUUAUGAUGUGAAAAUGAUUGAGCAGCUGAAGCUUCUUGAUCAGAAUUUGUCCUUCUCCAACCUUAAAUACUGUCAACGACUGUUUAUCCAAAAACAAACCUUUUUUUAGUCCCCAAGCCCUCUUCAUGAUUCCUGUUGCUUUUAUGGUCAUGAUGAAGCAAGCUUAUUUGCUGUUCUGAGUUAACAAUGUACAAGUUGGCCUAUGGAUUCUCGCUUCACUUCAGCAGGACUUUUUACGAGCGUUUUGUUUGCAUGGACGGCAGACCCGAGCGUGUUUGUCCUCUAGUGUGCAUGAUCCAUAAACUAAAACACCCAGAGAGCUGAUCCAGCAGGCUGCUCUCUGUUCAUCUGAGCAUUGUGGCAAUGCUCCAGAGCUCUACUGUGCACAUGAGAACAAAUUAGAAAAGUCUGUUUUCAUUCUUUAUUUUUGCUUUAUAUUUUUUGUAACCUAAGUUGUGUUUGGAAUUGUUGAUCCCUGCAGUAAUUUCUGGCUUUGAACAGUCACAUUAAAAUGAAAGAAAAUA